CAGAGAUGUAGCGUGUCUGUUGGUGAGAUCGUUGGACCAUCAUGCACCUCUUCCUGCUGCUGAUCCUUCAAGCCACAGCAGCCUUUGGACAGGUCGACCCUGCACACUGUCGCUAUGCCUUGGGCAUGGAGGAUGGUCGCAUCAAAGAUGAAGACAUCACAGCAUCCAGCCAAUGGUAUGAGACCACAGGACCACAGUACGCCAGGCUGAACCGUGAGGAGGGAGAUGGCGCCUGGUGUCCUGAGGGUCAGCUGGAACCUUCGGACAGUCAGUACCUGCAGGUGGACCUGGGCAGACUGACCUUCCUGACCGUGGUCGGGACUCAGGGACGAUACGCCAGGAACUCUGGGAACGAGUUCGCCCGAGCUUACCGCGUCAACUACAGCAGGGACGGCCAGCUGUGGAAGUCCUGGAAGAACCGGCUGGGAAACACGGUGAUGGAGGGAAACAAAAACGCCUACGCCUCCGUCAUCAACGACCUCCACCCCCCGGUCAUCACCCGAUACGUCCGGCUGAUCCCGGUCACCAAACUGUCGACCACCGUGUGCAUGCGAGUGGAGCUGUACGGCUGUCCGUGGGAGGACGGUCUGAUCUCAUACGACACUCCGGAGGGUCAGCUCAUGAUGCCGCCCGGUUACCCCAUCGCCAGCCUCAACGACUCCACGUACGACGGAUCCCACGAGAGAAGGAAGCUCUUCGGUGGGAUGGGUCAGCUGACGGACGGCGUGAUCGGUCUGGACGACUUCGUGCUGACGCGUCAGUACCACGUGUGGCCGGGGUACGACUACCUGGGCUGGAGGAACGACUCGCUGGGGACGCAGGGGUUCGUGGAGAUGGAGUUUGAGUUCGACCGGCCGAGGAACUUCACCUCCAUGAAGGUUCACAGUAACAACAUGUUCUCCCGCGGCGUGAAGAUCUUCUCCUCCGUGUCCUGUUGGUUCAAGCCCCCCCUCAUCCUCGGCUGGGAGGCGGAGCCAGUGGCGUUCAAGACGGUGCUGGACGACAGAAACCCCAGCGCCCGCUACGUCACCGUGCCCCUGAACGGACGCACCGCCAAAUACCUCCGCUGCCGCUUCUACUUCGCCGACGUCUGGAUGAUGUUCAGCGAGAUCUCCUUUCAGUCGGAGGACACCGUAAUCCCGACCCAGACGACCCUCCUUGUGACUUCCUCUCCACCCAGUAAGGGUAGCACCGUGCCAACCACAUCGCAGAUAGCAGCUAAUUCCUCCGCCAGCGUCCCGCCAGAUGACGGGAAAACACCCAUCCUGAUUGGCUGCUUGGUGACCAUCAUCCUGCUGCUGGUCAUCAUCAUCUUCCUCAUCCUGUGGUGUCAGUAUGUCUGUAAGGUGCUGGAGAAGGCUCCACGUCGGAUCCUUGACGAGGAGGUGACAGUCCGGCUCUCGUCCUGCAGUGACACCAUCAUCCUCCAGACCCCCCCUGUGCCCCCCCGCUCUGGUCACUCAUCUACAGGCCCCGCCAACACGGACCCUCACUACGAGAGAGUCUUCCUGUUGGACCCCCAGUACCAGAACCCAGCGGUGCUGAGGAACAAGCUGCCGGAGCUGUCGCAGAGUGCAGAGGCCUCAGCUUGUGGAGGAGGCUACGCCGAGCCCGACAUCACCCAGUGCACGCCACACCAGUGUUUCCACAGCAACGCGCCGCACUACGCCGAGACGGACAUCGUGAGGCUGCAGGGCGUCACGGGAAGCAACAUGUACGCCGUCCCCGCGCUCACCGUGGACUCGCUCACCAGGAAGGACAUCUCUGCCGCAGAGUUCCCACGGCAACAGCUGAUCUUCAGGGAGAAGCUGGGGGAGGGGCAGUUUGGAGAGGUUCACCUUUGUGAAGCUGAGGGACUCCCAGAGUUCCUCGGGGAGGGGUCGCCUCUCCCGGACAGAGACGAACAGUCAGUUCUAGUGGCUGUUAAACAGUUAAGAGCCGACGCUACGAGCCAAGCCAGAAAUGACUUCCUGAAGGAGAUAAAGAUCAUGUCUCGUCUGAACGACCCCAACAUCAUCCGCCUGCUGUGCGUGUGUGUGUCGUCCGACCCUCUGUGCAUGGUGACCGAGUACAUGGAGAACGGAGACCUCAACAUGUUCCUGUCACAGCGGGAGAUCGAGAGCACGCUCACACACGCCAACAACAUCCCUUCAGUCAGUCUGUCCGACCUCCUCCACAUGUCGGUGCAGAUCUCCUCAGGGAUGAAGUAUCUGGCGUCCCUGAACUUUGUGCACCGCGACCUGGCCACCAGGAACUGCCUGCUGGACCGCCGUCUCACCAUCAAGAUCGCAGACUUUGGGAUGAGCAGGAAUCUGUACAGCAGCGACUACUACCGCAUCCAGGGCCGGGCGGUGCUGCCUAUACGAUGGAUGGCCUGGGAGAGCAUCCUGCUGGGUAAAUUCACCACUGCCAGUGACGUGUGGGCGUUCGGUGUCACCCUGUGGGAGAUCUUCACACUGUGUAAGGAGCAGCCCUACAGCCUGCUGUCUGACGAACAGGUCAUAGAGAACACUGGCGAGUUCUUCAGGAACCAGGGCAGACAGAUCUUUCUCUACGCGCCUCCACUCUGCCCUCCUUCACUCUUCGAGCUGAUGAUGCGCUGUUGGAGUCGCGACAUCCCCGACCGACCCUCCUUCGAGGGACUUUACCAAGCCCUGAGGCCCCACGUCAACCAGUGAGCUGAGACCACCAGGGCGCACCACUCAGGCUCUGGUUUGGCGGCGGGGUUUUUGUCCGUCUCUGGACUCCUGUGAGACAAAAGACUGACACGAGAGGACAGAGGACUGGACUUGUGUUAAAGGGACAGUGGUCGGAUGAGACAUGAAAUAACUGUGGGACGACGAUGGAUGGUUUGAAAUGUGGUAACAACAGCGCUCUGAUCUGGAGACAGACGGAGAGACGGACGCUCAUCUGAAAGGAGAACGUUUUUGCUUCAUGAGAUUUUAAAAUCCAAACCUUUUCAAUAGUGAACAAAGAUUUUAAAGCUUUUUAGGUUUUCUAUCAACGCUGAUUUCAUCUUUUUAAAGCCCUGUAGACGAACACACCUCGGUGGACCUUUCUUUACUUCUUUCUCCUGUGGCUCCCAAAGACGCCGACAACUGGACAGACUCUUCAUUCUCGUAGUGUCUCCUCCCCCCCCCUGUGGUUUUUAUUAUUAUUGUAAAGCACUGUCUGUGUCUCUCAGUUAUUCAUGUUCAUAUAUUAACCCACACUGGAGCUAGGGCUAGGGUCAAAUUGUAGAGUAGUUCUAUUUUUAGAUUUUUAAUUCUAUUUUAUUUCUUGUUUUUACAGUAUUUCAUGUUUGUUGUUUCCGUCAUGUGGUCGUGAAUGUUGUUCAGAC
Molecule: messenger RNA, 3340 nt
Organism: Notolabrus celidotus (New Zealand spotty)
Lineage: Eukaryota; Metazoa; Chordata; Actinopteri; Labriformes; Labridae
Gene: ddr2l
Product: discoidin domain receptor family, member 2, like
Exons: 18
Coding region: 42-2678 (878 amino acids)
Biological process (GO): positive regulation of kinase activity; multicellular organism development; cell surface receptor protein tyrosine kinase signaling pathway
Cellular component (GO): membrane; signaling receptor complex
Molecular function (GO): protein tyrosine kinase collagen receptor activity; collagen binding; ATP binding
Source: RefSeq, a predicted model, not a curated record